Molecule: messenger RNA, 1239 nt
Organism: Fraxinus pennsylvanica
Lineage: Eukaryota; Viridiplantae; Streptophyta; Magnoliopsida; Lamiales; Oleaceae
Source: the annotation of a GenBank genome assembly
AUGGCGUCGGCGUGGGAGCAUUUCGGGGAGGUUGCAAAUAUUGUACAGUUGACUGGGCUAAAUGCAGCAGCCCUAGUGUCAUUGAUUGUGAAGGCAGCAAACAGAGCACGGAUGCACAAGCAGAAUUGCCAGCAAUUUGCGCUGCAUGUGAAAAUGAUUGGAAAUUUGCUGGAGCAGCUUAAGAUUUCUGAGCUGAAAAAACACCCAGAAACAAGGGAGCCACUGGAGAUGCUCGAGGAUGCACUGAGGAGAGCUUAUGUGCUUGUCAAUAGUUGUCAAGAAAGAAGCUAUUUGUAUCUGAUUGCAAUGGGUUGGAAUAUCGUGUAUCAAUUCAGGAGAUCCCAAGAAGAGAUUGAUCGGUAUUUGAGGAUAAUUCCCCUCAUUGCACUCCUUGAUAAUGCCAGGGUUAAGGAAAGGCUUGAAGAAAUUCAGAAAGAUCAACGUGAAUACACAUAUGAUGAAGACGACAGAAAAGUGCAAAGUGCUAUUUUGAACCCACAACCUUCUGAAGAUGACACAAUAAUAUUGAAGAAAAGUCUGUCUUGUUCUUAUCCAAAAUUGCCUUUUGAUACGGCACUUCGCAAAGAAAAUGAAAAGCUCAAGGUAGAGCUACAACGAUCACAAGCUCAUUUGGAUGUGGCUCAAUGCGAAGUCAUUCAACGGUUGAUUGAAGUUACAGAAAAUGCAGCCGAUCCCCUAUCAGAGAAUGCUUCACCAGUUAAAAGUUCCCAGAAAUUGGAGUCGGGUAAGGCGAAGAAACCUUUUGAGAAGAACCCUGAAAAGGUUCAUCAUCGAACUAGCUCAAGGAGGGCCACAAUUUCCUCGGGACAUAAACAGGCAUCAACCGUGGAAUCAAAUUUGCAAGAGGAAUGGCAUGCAGAUCUACUCGGCUGUUUCGCUGAACCUUACUUGUGUGUGAAGACCUUCCUUUGUCCUUGUAAUGCAUUUUCUAAAAUCUCAUCAGUUGCAACUGGAAAGCAAAUGUCUUCGGCAGAAGCUUGUAAUGAAAUAAUGGCCUAUUCCCUGAUACUGGCAUGUUGUUGCUAUACUUGCUGUGUCAGAAGAAAGCUCCGCAGGAUAUUUAACAUCAAGGGUGGCCUAUUCGACGAUUUCUUGUCACAUUUCAUGUGUUGCUGCUGUGCACUAGUUCAAGAAUUGCGUGAGGUAGAGAUUCGUGGAGCCUACGGACCACAGAACACGAGAACCUGUGCUCCACCUUGUCAACACAUGGAGUCGUAA